GCAAUCCAGGGCAGUCUGCGAGCCGGAAGUCUUGUCCAGGACUUGCUACAUUUGAAAAGAAUGUCCGUGUAGAAGGUUGAAUUGGCCACUCAUCUCCGGGUGUGCUCCUGAACCAUCAGGUAGGACCUUGUGAAGACCAGGAACAUGGACAGACGUUGUAUAAACACAGGGAGUUUGGGAGAAGCUCCAGUUCUCCUUCACCCCUUCAGAUGCAUAAAAGCACUCACACUGGAGAGAAGCCUUCUAAAGAUAAGGACUAUAAAGAAGACCUUCCCUGUGUCAGAUCUGGCCAGAUGUAUGAACAAAAUGACUUUUCAAAGAAGUCUUAUGUGCACAAGCCAUGUGGGAAAGACUUCACGCAUCUCAGUCCUUUACCAAGGCAUGAGAAGAGUCACAGUGUUAAGAAGCCCUACGUGUGUGAACUGUGUGGGAAAGGCUUUGCUCGGUUUGGUAACCUUUCAAGGCAUAAGAUGACUCCAACUUGUGAGAAGACUUUUCUCUGUAAUCAUUGUGGGAAAGUUUUCUCUGAUUCCUCUUGCCUUCGAAGACACACAAGAGUUCACACUGGAGAGAAACCCUAUGUAUGUAAGCAAUGUGGGAAAGCCUUCAUUACUUCUAGUAACUUUCAAAUACAUGAACGAACUCACACUGGGGAAAAACCGUAUGUAUGUAAAGAGUGUGGGAACACCUUCAGGCUUUUGAUUCAACUGCAAAAGCAUGAAGUAAUUCAUAGUGGUGUGAAUCCCUACGUUUGUAAGCAAUGCAGGAAAAGCUUUACUUCCUCCAGUUCCCUAAAAACACACAAAAGAAUUCACACUGGUGAGAAGCCCUAUAUGUGUGAAUACUGUGGGAAGACCUUUGGGUAUUCCAGUACCCUUAAAAAACAUGAAAGAAUCCAUACUCGAGAAAGGCCCUAUGUUUGCAAGCAAUGUGGGGAAGCCUUUCGUUAUUCUUUAUAUUUUCAAAGACAUGAACAAACCCACAGAAGAGAGAGAUCCUAAGAAUGUAAGCAAUAUGGGAAAGCGUUUCUUUAUGCUUUUCAUGUUGAAAUACAUGAAGGAAUCCACAGCAGAAAGAGAUCUUACAGAUGUAAGCCAUGUGGGAGUGGCUUCUUGACAUACCAUUUGCGAAGACAUGCACUAAUUCAUUGGAGAACAAAUGAAGAUGUUUGUAAGUAACUUGAGACAGUCUUCUCUUGGUUAACUCUCAGAAAUAAAACAACAUGAGAGUGACGUUUUAUGCUUAAAAUGUGGGAAAAUAACACAUUGAAAGAAGCUAUUCUUUUGAAUCCAUGUAGCUCCUAGUAAUAGAAAUUCCCUUCUAAUACAUAUAAGCAGACACACUCGAGAAAAGGCUUUGGAAAAAAGCUGCAAGCCACGUGAUAAAGUCUUCAGAGCUCUUUUCAUUGUGGAGAAGAUGUGAAAUAGCUCACACUGGAGAGAAACCUUAUGCACACACUAUGGAAAAGCCUUUAGUCCUCUCGGGGCCCUCAAAAGACAUUAAAAUUAAUGUUUCAGAGAGCAAUAAUUCAUAUACAGGAAAUCUUCCAAAUUUUCAA
This is a messenger RNA of Grammomys surdaster, 1558 nucleotides long. Its product is annotated as gastrula zinc finger protein XlCGF7.1-like. NCBI's taxonomy places the organism in Eukaryota, Metazoa, Chordata, Mammalia, Rodentia, Muridae. Gene Ontology annotation, molecular function: RNA polymerase II cis-regulatory region sequence-specific DNA binding; DNA-binding transcription factor activity, RNA polymerase II-specific. Bases 210 to 1001 code for a protein of 263 amino acids. The transcript has a single exon. The record is from RefSeq and is a predicted model, not a curated record. Gene Ontology annotation, biological process: regulation of DNA-templated transcription.